This is a messenger RNA of Somion occarium, 2158 nucleotides long. NCBI's taxonomy places the organism in Eukaryota, Fungi, Basidiomycota, Agaricomycetes, Polyporales, Cerrenaceae. The record is from the annotation of a GenBank genome assembly.
UUCAGCUAUCUCCUUGAGAGUAUCUCCCCUCUUUGCUAUCUCCUUACACGACUGGUCGUGUCUGAACGUUUGUAAAGCCAUGCGUGUAUCGUUGCUGCUUUUGAUAUGCUCUGUGCUCGCUUCACCCAUUGCGGGGCAGCAGAUCUGGGAUAUUUGGUCUACGACCUGGGACAGGUCAAAGCUGUUCACCUAUACUAACCUUGGCCCGAACCCUAUCAACUUUGUCUCGCCUGGACCUAUUGCUUCUGCUGACAUCGUCAUCAACGAUGGCACUCAGUUUCAGCCAGUGUAUGGUUUCGGCGGUAGCCUUACUGAUUCGUCUGCAAAGCUUCUGAAUAAUUUGAAGAAUUCCAACUCCGGAACAUAUAAUGCCUUGUUGAAAUAUUUGUUUGACCCUACCGACGGUGCCAAUGCAGCCGGACUGUCUUACCUUCGCGUUCCCCUGGGUGCCAGCGAUUUUUCGGACACGGCCUAUAGCUAUGACGACGUUAGCGGGGAUACCUCGCUGAGCCAAUUCAACGUCAACAAGCAACCGUCAUAUGUCUUUUCGGUUAUCAACGACAUUCGCGCUAUCAACCCAUACCUCAAGAUCCAUGUUCUGCCAUGGUCACCUCCCGGUUGGAUGAAGGACAGUGGGACUGUCAAAGGUGGAAACUUCCUUAGCCAGUUCACCAGCCAAUUCGCACAAUACCUUCUAAAGUCCAUACAAGGUUUCCAAAGCCAUGGUAUCCCCAUAUACGCCAUCAGUCUCCAGAACGAGCCUCAAAAUAGCAACCCCUCGUAUCCCACGGCCAAGAUCGCCGUGGACCAAGAGGCCCAAAUCGGUCUUGCUUUGAGGACGCUGUUGAACAAUAAUGGCUUUUCGAGCACGAAGAUCAUUGGGUUUGAUCACAACUGGAGUGGGGCUGGGUCGUAUGCUGUUCAGCUUAUGCAACAAGCGAAUAGUGCUUUCGCUGGUGUGGCCUUCCAUUGUUACGCUGGAAGUGUGAGCAGCCAAGACACGUUCCAUAAUGCGUUCCCCGACAAAGAGAUUUACUUCACUGAGUGCUCUGGGACAAUGGGUUCGGACUGGUGGAGUGAUAUCAAGUGGAACAUGGACAACCUGUACAUUGGCUCUAUCGAGCACAAUGCUCGCGCCGCACUGGAAUGGAACAUCGCCCUCGAUGGAAAUGGUCAACCGGAACUCCCUGGUUCAAACAGCUGUGGCAAUCCGCCGUGCCGUGGUAUUGUGACUAUCAGUGGGAACAGCUACAGUCCCAACCAAGAGUUCUAUUCCAUGGCUCAAGCUUCCAAGGCUAUCCUUCCUCGUGACAAGAACGGACCGUUCGGGACCCGUAUUGGCGUUAAUGUGGGUGGGAGCUUGAAUUGGGCUCUCCGAGUAAAUGCAUGCGUCACCGGCCGCGUUAAUCCCUCAGACUGGCUCCGUUACAGUAUCGUUGUCUUGAACUGGGACGACUCUGCGAGUACCAGCUGGAACCCUCAGCCUGUGAAAACUACUAUUGAAUUCAGAGGCAUGCAGGCAACCUACACCUUCCCAGUCGGCGUCACCACACUCUGGUGGUAUGCUCCAAAGACAUCCGGAGUACAAGCCAACGCUUUCGGUAACGAUACCAUUCCUACUGUGCAUAACAUUACUGUCAGCGGGACGACCGUCUCCCCCAACCAUGGUGUCUCGCAUGCAAAUGCGACGUCCACUUCAUCUUUCAUUUCGACUUCGUUCUCGUCGAACGUUCCUUUCACUUCUGCUGCAUCAUCCACCGCAUCGAGCAAGGGCGCAAGCCCAAGUGACAUUCCGCCUAUCACAGUACCUGAUAGUGCUGAGGCGGCAGGGCAGAACAAGCAGAAGCCCUUGUUCCGAUUCCGCCGAGAUGCAUACUGAACAUGAAAACCGGAUCUGCCGCAUACGAAAAUACAAAAACACGGGAGUUACUUUUCUGGGGCUGCUCUGCUGUCGUUGUUUUAUUCGUUUUACGUUGGUCUCAUUGUAUUAACGUAAAUGAGUUACGUUCCUGACUUCACGACCUUCACGAUCCAUUUAAUGUCCACCGUCUUAUUUCGGAUGACCUAUACAUGACCAGAUAGAUGACCGAUAACCAUUGUAUUACUAGUUCACGAUUCUCAUGUCAUUCACGAGUAUAUCCAACUGUUACAUUAUAUU